This is a messenger RNA of Rotaria sp. Silwood1, 2256 nucleotides long. NCBI's taxonomy places the organism in Eukaryota, Metazoa, Rotifera, Eurotatoria, Philodinida, Philodinidae. The record is from the annotation of a GenBank genome assembly.
AUGGAAGCAACAUUUCCCGAAACUAUGCUUUGGGAAAUAAUGAUGAGAAGAAACAAUCUAUGGGAAAUGCAGAAGUACAGUGAUAUCGUAUGCUAUACAACAUUGAUCUGUGACUACGGUCUUUUGUGUCUCGAUUGGCGAGAUAUUUGUGAUGGCGUGCAACAAUGUAUGUUCGGUUAUGAUGAAGAAAAUUGCGAUACACUUGAAUUUAAUGAAUGUGAAGAUGAUGAAUAUCGAUGUAUGAAUGGAAUAUGUAUUCCUGAGGAAUAUUUUCUUGAUGGAACAUAUGAUUGCUUAGAUUUAACAGAUGAAAAAGAACAAUUUAAUGAUACGAAAUGUAUAUUUCAUCCCGUGAGUUAUGAAUGUGAUGAUCGAAUAUGUCUUCGAUCUUACUGGUCGUGUGGUGAUGGACAGUGUGUACAACAUGAACGUGACAUCUUUCCUUAUGUGGAAUGCAAGAGUUUUCGUGAAUAUUAUCAUAUGUGUGAACUAUUCGAUGACCAAAGUCUAUGGACGUUACCUAAUGGGAAAUGUUAUGAAUCUUCUGAUCAAGUUAAUCCAUCUAUACCAUACUACUGUAACCGUGGUGUAGGUGUUUACUUGUACAAUGGACAGAUUGCGUGUUUUUGUCCACCACAGUAUUACGGUGAUAAAUGUCAAUUUCAUAAUGAUCGACUCAUUUUUCAAUUUUAUCUCAAUCUAUCUCAAUCAAUCUAUGCACAAACAACUCAUUCGAACACGAUGCUUAAAUUAUUAGUUAUUUUUUUGAAUGAAAAUCAACCUCUAAUGACGGAAUCAUUUCAAAUACAACUCAAAGACGCAAUAAACUUUCCUCGAAAAAAUCUUAUUCAUUUGUUAUAUUCUCGAUCAAAUGUAUCAUUAUAUCAUAAGCGAACACGGUAUUUCAAUCGAUCGGAUAUUCUUAAUCAACACCCAUAUUCGGUGCGUAUCGAAGUUUAUGAACUAAGUUCGUUUGAAAAAGCUCGACUUGUAGCAGUAUGGUUGUAUCCUGUCCAUUUUGAUUUUCUUCCAUCAUUUCGUCUAGUCAAAGUACUUCAUCUGAUCAAACCAGAUACUACCACAAAUCCAUGUCAUAGUAAUCCUUGCAAUCCAUAUCAAGAAUGUCAUCAAAUUCUCAAUCAAAAUGCAACUUAUAUAUGUCUUUGUCGUCCUAAUUACAAAGGACAUAAUUGUUCUAUACUGGACAAAAUGUGUGAACAAGAUUUUUGUUCAUUUCAUCAACGUGUUGAUGUUCAUCUUCCUAACUUCUUACAUUACCUUUUUGGUGAACAAAUCACAACAAAACUUAUUGUUGUGAAAUUAUAUUCGAAUAUGCAAAGCAACAUAUAUUUAAUUUCAAUUCGAAUCGAUGGUGAAUCAAUCAAUGGAACAACAGAAGUGAGUGAAAAAACACAUUGUCCACAUGUUCAAACAUUAUUUCCAACGAAAGCAGACGAAUCAUAUUUAUGUAUUUGUGCUGAAAAUCAUAAUCGAACAGAAUGUUUUGGUUAUGAUCAUAGUCUUGAUCAAUGUUCUUCUUGUCUUGCUGGUGGUCUAUGUUUAAAAGAAGAUCACAUGCGAGCAAAAUUUUUGUGUCUAUGUCCACAAUGUUACUAUGGUAGUUCAUGUCAGUUUAAUAUCGAAGGUAUUAGUUUUACACUCGAUUUAUUGAUUAGUCAAGUCAAUCUUACUAUUCAAAUCAUUUUAGCAACGCUAUUAAUCGUUGGUAUAAUGCAUAUUCAUGAACUGAUCUUUUACAUGAAACUGACGGAUCAAAAUGAACGAACAUUAUGCGUUAUUGAUUUUCCUAUUCGAAUACGAACAUAUGAUCGUAUUACUGUUCUAUUUCAUUACUUGAUUCCAUUCUGUAUUCAAAUAUUGUCCAUAACAAUUUUACUCAUUUUGGCUGCACGAAAUCGUUCUCGUAUUGGUAACAGUCGUGAUACAUUUAUCGAAUAUCUGAAACGACAAUUUCGACGUCAAAAAGAAUUGUACAUUCCACCAUCUGUUAUUGUACUAAGUGGUUUACCACAAGUUAUUUUUUCGUUUAGUUUUGCAUGUCGUGAGCUAGUUACAUGGCAACAACAUGUGUUACUAAUCGCAUAUUUUCUAUCUUUUGCACCUCAAUUACUCGGUUUCAUCAUCUAUGUAUUACCAUCAACCAAUUAUAUGAAAGAGUUUCAAACAACGAAAUUAUCGAAAAUACGCAUCUUUCAAUGGGUAUUAUGGAAGAAGAAAACCCGAACAAGCAAAUAA